Suillus fuscotomentosus is the source of this 2430-nucleotide messenger RNA. RefSeq lists its product as uncharacterized. Gene Ontology annotation, molecular function: protein binding; structural constituent of nuclear pore. The coding region runs from base 1 to 2430 and encodes 809 amino acids. Gene Ontology annotation, biological process: mRNA export from nucleus; ribosomal large subunit export from nucleus; protein import into nucleus. Lineage: Eukaryota; Fungi; Basidiomycota; Agaricomycetes; Boletales; Suillaceae. Gene Ontology annotation, cellular component: nuclear pore. The record is from RefSeq and is a predicted model, not a curated record. The transcript is spliced from 9 exons.
AUGCUUGAGGGGCCUUCGGCGGAUGGGCUCCCCCUUUCAGGACGUCGUCAGGUUAUGGUCCUCAAGGAUUCUGAUCUAAUCGUAGCUGCUGGAUGCGAACUGAGAAUAACGUCUCUUUCGGACUCUAAGCUUGGGAGGAGUACGAACAAGUCUUUCAAAAUCUUGAAUACACCAGAUAUUCAAUUUGGAAUCAAUCAACUUGCACUGAAUCCGAGCGGGAAGCUCAUAGCUGUAGCGGGAGCAUACCAGGUUGCAGUUGUGGUCCUCCCUCGCGCUGGGUAUUCCAAGCUUGUGCCUUCUUCCGUGGACUGCAAGUCAAUCCAAGUAGGAUCUUUCUACCAUCAUUCGCAUGCGUCUGCCCCCAUAGCCAAGAUUGAAUGGCACCCUUGGGGCGAAGCAGGAUCCACUCUUAUGGUUAUGACUGUCGAUGGGAAAUUGAGGGAGUAUGACAUUUCGGUUGAUACUGAAGAGCCCCAACAAGUUCUGUCCUUUGUUCCCGAGAAGAAGACCUCAAAGUCAUAUUUGGCUGAAGAUCCUGCAGAGCGCGAGGUCGCAUCAUUCACUCUGGGAAAGGGUAAAGCAGAUUGGGGUCCACUCACCGUCUAUGCUGUUAUGAGGUCAGGGGACAUAUAUGCUAUAUGCCCCUACAUGCCGCAAAACGCAUCUGUUCCAUCGUCUUACGUCCACGCACUCGAGUGUUUCAUCUCCGCUAAACAAGAGUUCCUAUCCCAGGGAACAUCCAGCGGAAUAUCAGCCCUUUCGACGCUCUACAACUAUCAGCGGAAAUAUGUCACAGCUCUGCUAAAGCAACUUCCACCUGGGACUGUGUACCCGGCAAUCUCACGCUCUUUCUCUAUGCACCCUCCUACGACCAUCAAAAGUCAACCGAUGCGUCAGGGGCCUUUCCUCCUCCAGCCUUCGCCUCGUUCAUUGGAAGACAGUGAAGGUGGUGAUACAACGGACAUCGCGUAUCUUUCUUUCCUCCGUGAUGAUGAUGAAGACGCAGGCGCGACUGAGCGUCUCGGAAUUGUUAUUGUCACUCAUCAAGACGGUAAAGUUGAUGUGUGUUUAGACGUAGAGAAAGUUGAAGCACGAUGGGAGAGCAAACAGGAUCAGUCUCAGGACUUGCCUAUGCUAGCAGUUUACGAGUGCAUAGACUUGGGCCUGAUUUCGAUGCUGAAACAAACGUCUCCUUUGUCGUCAGGCACACCCAUUCUCGACCUCCUUCAAGCAAACCACCCUGUCUUAUUGAUGGAUCCGAUACAUGACGAUACUGUUUACGUCUACCAUGCUUUUGGCGUCCAUGUCCUUGACUUUGGAGACCUACUGCAAUGUCUCACCAACGGACUCCGCGCAGAUGACGACGACGGUGUUGCAUUGAAUCAAGCAUUGCAAAUUUCGGCAGGCACCCAUGUCGUGCCCUUGCUAAAUACCUAUUCAGUGGACCGAAGAUGCUCGAAUCCGAUUAUUGCUAUAUCUGUACCAAACGACGUCUAUCUCUCGUACAGUAUCCUAAUGCUUACCUCCGUCUUUCGUUUUACAUCCUUCCCCCUCAACCUUCGCACCGAUCUCUCUCUCUCUCGGACAGCUCCCAAUCUUCCUGACAAGAAUAAAACUUCUGAAACAGAGGAUUUUCUUGCGCCCAUUGAAGGACCAUCGGCGUACAUCUCACUUUUAGGCACGGAUCCCUUCGUGCCACCUCCAACGCUUUCGCGUCACUCUGGACUGCCCAGCAAUCCUCGCAUCACGGUUGGGACCCCAAACACCAAAACAGAAUUCGUGCUCACUCCUGAAACAUUGCGAUAUCUGGGUUCAACAAUUGAAGGCUUGACAUCGCACAUCCACGAAAUUAUCCUCGCAUACAAAGCCACAGAAGUACGAGCCGAACUGCAGGCGAAGGAAUUUGAGCGACAGCAACAGAAAUGUGGUGCGAUGCUUGAUCUCAUUGAACAGCUGGGUGGCUCGCGGAAUAGCGAAGUUAAAGAGCGCCUCGAGAGAAUACGGGAAGCAUACAGGGCGCUGGCAUCGAGGCUGGAUCACAGACUGCAGACGCUUAUGCAGCAAGCGUCGCCGAAGCUUAGUGAAUAUGAGACGAAGUGGUUUGAGGAAUUACGGAGAAUGAAGGCAGAGAUCGCUGGGGCGGGCAGGUACGACGAGCAAUCGCUCGCUGCGCGAACAUCACUGCUUAAACGCGAGUACAAGCGAAUGCUGCCUAGCUUGAAUGACAUGGCUGCGAAGGAGGCAGAGCGCAAGAAGCAUUCGAGUGAGAGUGGACUAGGAUUAUCCCAGGCUUUCCAAUUUGGAGAGCGAUCGAAUCAAGAGCGCACCAAGAUAGCCGAGCUGGAGGAAGAGAUCAUGAAAAUGGCAUCAAAAUUGGAACUUUCGCUGUCUCGCCCGCCAUCGCUGCGGGAAAUCUCCAAGAACGAAUAG